Colletotrichum scovillei is the source of this 1170-nucleotide messenger RNA. Its product is annotated as NAD dependent epimerase/dehydratase. The record is from RefSeq and is a predicted model, not a curated record. Bases 145 to 1170 code for a protein of 341 amino acids. The transcript has 2 exons. NCBI's taxonomy places the organism in Eukaryota, Fungi, Ascomycota, Sordariomycetes, Glomerellales, Glomerellaceae. Gene Ontology annotation, molecular function: oxidoreductase activity, acting on the CH-OH group of donors, NAD or NADP as acceptor.
GUUCAAAGUGUCUGAAUAAAACCAGAAACUCAAUCCGUUUGAUCCGAACAAUCUUUGAAGCCGCAACGUUGUCUCAUCCAUAACACGUCCCAAUUGACAUUCAUGAACAACCAUUGAGAGCCAUUGAGAUAUACAAACGACAAGAUGACCAAGAUUCUCCUUACAGGCGGCUCCGGCUUCAUCGCCGCCCACAUCCUCGAACAGCUCCUCGCGCGCGGCCACUCCGUCGUGACGACCGUCCGCUCAGAGGACAAGGCCCAGCGCAUCCGCGACGCCCACAAGGACCUCGACGCCUCCCGCCUCCACGUCGCCAUCGUCCCGGACAUUGCGCGCCCCGACGCCUUUGACGAGGUCGUCAAGACCCCCGGCCUCGAGGCCGUCCUGCACACCGCCAGCCCCUUCCACUUCAAGUGGACCGACGCCCAAAAGGAGCUCAUCGACCCGGCCGUCGUCGGCACCACCGCCAUUCUCAAGGCCCUCAAGCGGGACGCGCCGGGCGUCAAGAGGGUCGUCGUCACGUCGAGCUUCGCGUCCGUCAUUGACGAGGCCAAGACGGAGGACCCCAACACCAUCUUCACCGAGGAAUUCUGGAACCCCGUCACCGUCGAAGAUAUCGGGCGCAGUCCCGCGACGGCGUACCGCGCCUCCAAGAAGCUCGCCGAAAAGGCCGCGUGGGACUUUGUCAAGGACGAGAAGCCCGGCUUCGACCUCGUCACGCUCACUCCCCCCCUCGUGCUGGGCCCCGUGGUGCACCACUUUGCGGACCUCGCCAGCAUCAACACCUCCAACGAGCGGGUCGUGGACUUGGUCAAGGGCAAGUGGAAGGACGCCGUGGCGCCCACGGGAGCGGCGUACCUCUGGAUCGACGUGCGGGACCUGGCGCUCUCGCACAUCCUGGCGCUGGAGAAGCCCGAGGCCGGCGGCAAGAGGCUCUUCACGACGGCCGGGUGGUUCAGCAACGCCGAGAUUGCGCAGGUGGUGAGGAAGAACUUCCCCGAGCUGAAGGACAGGUUGCCCGCGGAAGGCACCAAGGGAGGGGAGCUGCCGCCCAAGGAUAAGGUGUACGGGUACGACAACAGCGCGACGGAGAAGAUUCUGGGUAUCAAGUGGAAGAGCCUGGAGGAGAGCAUCACUGAUUUGGUCAAGGAUAUCAAGGGGUUCGGGAUCUAG